This is a messenger RNA of Sclerotinia trifoliorum, 1608 nucleotides long. The record is from the annotation of a GenBank genome assembly. Lineage: Eukaryota; Fungi; Ascomycota; Leotiomycetes; Helotiales; Sclerotiniaceae.
CGAGUAAUGCAUGCAAUUCGAUUAUACUUAAUCGAAAUCUGAUGGCUCGAUCGCCCCUCACCUUGAUGUUUGAUUCCCUUCGCCAAGUAAAUAUCAUACUAAAUAUUCAUGAUCAUCAGAAAGUACGGAUCGAAAUACAGUAGACACAGUAUUAAUAAACCCCUGACCCCAACCUCACCUCACUCGCUAAGCCUUCCCCAGAACUCUAUUCUAUUCCCCAAGACCCCAAACCUCAUCUCCUUAACCUUCUCCUCCAUAUUCAACAAUUAAACCAUGCCAGCCGAACCUCACAAAUACAUAUACGACCACAUCCAAAAACCCUACGACUAUAUCCGCACCGCGAGCAUCGCGCUCAUCGAGCGCGAAAAUAUUCACACCACCAUCACCCCUCACAUCCGCGGAGCGCGCAUUCUCGAUCUAGCAUGCGGCUCUGGUUUCUACACCUCGAGUUUCGUACCUUGGGGCGCGGCCUCCGUUCUCGGCGUUGAUAUUUCUCCUGUCAUGAUUGAUCGGGCGCGACAACAUUCACGAUUUGAGGAGGAUUCCGGAUCCAUCUCGUUUAUUCACGCGGAUUGUUCGAUUCCGCGGAAAUAUGAGGGAGGGCCGUUUGAUAUUGUUUUUGCGGCGUGGCUUCUUAAUUAUGCCCCUGAUCGCGAGAAUUUGGUGAGUAUGUUUAGGAACGUGGAGAUGAAUUUGAAAGAGGGGGGGAGAUUUAUAGCGGUUACUUUACCACCGUCCUCGAAUCCUGUCGAGUCUAUUAAUGCGGAGGCGAGGCUUAGACCGGGGAGUCUGGGUGGGAGUGGAUAUUUGGUUUAUAGAUAUGUGAGCGAUUUGAGGGAUGGGAUUCUUUUUCAUGCGCAUGGUGAUACGCCGGUGGGGGAUCUGGAUUUUGAGUGUUUUUAUUUGAGGAGGGAGGUUUAUGAGGAGGCGGCUAGGGAGGCGGGUUUAAAGGGGUCUUUGGAGUGGGGGGUUACGAGGGUGCCGGAGAGUUAUUUGAAGGGGAGGGAGGGUGGUGCGAGUUUGAGGGAGUUGGUUAGUUAUGGGCAGGUUCCUGGUUAUGGCGUUUUGGUUAUUGAGAAGUAGGCAGUUGUGGGAGCGAGGGAGGUGGUCGAAAAGAAUUGAUCAUUUUCUUUCAGUCUAUGUGUAUGUGCUUUUUGGAUAUCAAUAGCGGUAUACCAAAAGACUAUUACGGGUCUCGCCUAUCAUUUAGUCGAUGUCUAACUCUAAUAUCAUUGCGUGGACCCCUUUACCCCAAUGAAUAAAUCAUAUCCGAACAAUGCUAAGUAAGGAUCACUGAUGCGGGAAUUUGGCAAUGGUCAUUGCGGUAGAGGUUUUGUCGGUAUACCAGUUUAGGUAAAUUAGGAAACUUAUUGGGAUAUAUAUGGAAAUUGCUGAUUCAGUUGAGGAUGGAUCGCGCAGCGGUUUUAGAGUGUGUUAGAGGUGAGAAAUGAAGAUUUUAGAUUGGGUUUCAUCAUCAAAACGUCCGUGUUGAACACGGUUAUUAGGAUGGAUAUGUUUUCUCGGGGUAUGGGAUUUGUAGCUGUUUAUUGUCUCAGAAGACUUGUGUUGAAUCUGCAUUGUUGCGAGGGCCGGAAAUACCUCCACGUG